AUGUCAACAAUUGAAUUUAAAAGAUUCUUUAGAGAUCUCUCUACUAAAGAUAAGACUCUAAUUGCAAUAGGGACAGCAUCAUCAGUAUUAACAGGAAUAUUACUUCCGAUGUUCGCCUUUCUUACGGGUGAUUUGGCUAAUACUUUCGAUCCCAACUAUCCAAGAGAUAAGCAUGAAGAAGCCAUCACUACUCUUGGAUUUAGAAUGGGCUUACUUGGAUUCGCGGUUUGGAUAUUCGGCUAUAUUUUCUUUGGAUUUUGGCAACAUACUGCUGAAAAUAUUAUUUUCAAGUUAAGAUCAUAGUACUUGAAUUGUUUGCUGAGAUUGGACAUCUAAGAGCUGGAAAAUAUGAGUAUUGAAUAGCUCCCUUCUCAGUUAGGUGAAAAUUUCAAUAUUAUUCAGGAGUCUUUAGGACAAAGAUUUUCAUUAAUUGUAUUUUCAAUCACUAACAUUCUUGCUGGAAUAGUUGUAGCUUUUAUUUUUGGGCCUGAUAUAACUGCAAUAUUUCUAGUGAUUUUUCCAAUACUUCUAGUGAUUGUGUUUGCCAUUGGAGCUAGAGUCCAGAAAUUUUCAAUAAAAAAAUAGUCACUUCUAUAACAAAUGGGAGGAGUUGUUGAAGAAUCCCUGAUGUCUAUAAAACUUAUUACUUCUUUCUCAUAGGAGGAAAAAGAAAUAUAAAAGUUUGAGAAACUUGUGGAUUAAGCUAAAUAAAUUUCAGAUAAGUCAGAACAUUGGAUAGCCGCUUUUAUAGGUUUUUUGAAAUUUGUACUCUUCUGGUUUUACGCAUUCGAAACUUAUUUAGGCACUUUUUUCAUUUAAUAUAAUCUCACUAAUCCAAGCUCCCAUAAAGACUAUAUUGCUGGAGAUGUUAUCACUGUAGUUAUGUCAUUCAUUUAUAGCACUGGCAUGAUAUUCAAUAUCAUUCCUAAUAUUUAAUCAAUAAUCAAAGCGAAAGUGGCUGGAAAAUAAAUUUUUGAAAUUAUUGAUCGUGAACAAAAUAAUCAUGCUGCACCAGAAUUGAAAAUUUAAAACUUUGAGGUGAGCGAAAGUAUAAUCUUUGAUAAAGUUACGUUUAAGUAUUAGAAAGCAAAUAAAGAAGCACUAAAGGAUGCUUCAUUUACAAUUAAGGCAAAUAAAUCUACGGCAAUAGUAGGGAACUCCGGUUGUGGGAAAACAACCAUUAUAUAAUUAAUAGAAAGAUUUUAUGAGCCAAAUGAAGGAAAAAUUUACUUCGAUAAACUAAAUAUAUAUGAUAUAGACUUGAGAAAUUUGCGAGAGUCUAUCGGCUUAGUUUAAUAAGAGCCGGUAUUGAUUAUGGGAACCAUAAGAGAUAACAUUCUGUUGGGAAACAAGGAUGCAUCCUUAGAUUAGAUUAAAGAAGCAAUUAAAGUUGCGAAUGCAGAAUUCAUCUACGAAUUCGAGAAUUCUCUCGAUACCUAUGUUGGGUCAUCGAAUAUUCUUAAUCUUUCUGGAGGUUAGAAAUAAAGAAUUGCUAUUGCAAGGGCGCUAAUAAAAAAUCCAAAGAUAUUGAUUUUAGAUGAGGCUACAAGCGCUCUUGAUCCUAAAAGUGAAAAAGAUGUCUAAAAAGCAUUGUUAAAUAUUUAAAGAUCAAACCAAUAACUUACGAUUAUCGUAAUUGCUCAUAGAAUUCAAACAAUCUUGUCUGCGGAUAAUCUAAUUUACUUAGAUAAAGACUAUAAAAUUGUUUAAGCCUCUAAAAAUACAGAUCAAUAUCACCAACUAGUUAAGAUAUUAGAAGAAAAUUGUCAAUGGGAUGAGAAUAGUUAGGAUCCAUAGUUAGGAUCUGAAAAAUAAAUUAAAUUUAAAUCUCCAGAACAAAGAGUUUAAGAACUUAAUGAAUCUAUUAUUGAUGAAGAGUUAGAUGAUUAAAUUGAGAAAGAGGUAAAAGACUUUUAGCUAAUCUCUAUGAAUGAUCAGACAGUCAAACUAAAUUCUUCGGAUUAAGACAUGAGCUAAAAGGAGUAUGGAAUGAAGGAUAUAAUGAAAUAUUACAAGCCGAAUUCAAAAAUUUUCUUAGCCUUCAUUGCAACGUUUUUGAACGCUUUUUCUUAUCCUGUUUAUGGGUACAUCUUUGCUAAAGUAAUAUUUGUAAUGAUUGGCAAAUCACUCCCUACUUUUAUUGAAGAUAGAAAUUUUUGGUGCGGGAGCUAUAUGGCUGUAACUUUCGGCAUUGGUUUGUUUGAAUAUUUCAAAGGAUCUCUUUAUUCUGCUCUGAGUGAAAAUCUGACUAGUACUUUAAGAAAAGGUCUUUUUAACUCCAUGAUAAAAAAGAAUAUAGAGUGGUUUGACAAGAAAGAAAGAGCUCCAGGCAUCCUAAGUAGCUUGUACUUAGAGGAUAUCUCUCACAUAAAGGGCCUUACUAGCUAAACUUAAGGGUUAGUUCUUGAGGCAAUUCUAUGUCUUAUCAUUGGUAUUACAUUAGCCUUUAUAAGCUCUUGGAAAAUCGCAUUAGUUACUCUUUCUAUCUCCCCUCUUCUAAUUCUCGGGGGUGUGGCUGAGUAAAUGAUCGUCUGGGGUUCAUUCAAAAAGUCAGCCAAAUAAGUCAAGGGAAAAGAAGAGGAAAUUGACCCAUAUGAUAGAGCAAACGCAUUACUCUCAGACAUUAUUAUCAAUUAUAAGACUGUCAUUGGACUUGGACAAAAGAAUGUAGAGUUUCUAGUUUAGAAGUAUCAAGAUUUAUUAGAGGAACCAAGAAGAAAUGGAAUAAGAUAAGCACACAUUUCAGGUAUUAUCUAUGGAUAUUCCUAGAGUAUUAGAUUACUAUUUCUUGGAUUAAUUUUCUAUAUUGCUACAAUAUUUCUCUUUCAUCACAAUGAUGACGCACAAGAUACCUUUGUUAGCAUUUAUACACUUUUUAUGUCAGCUAUGUAAACAGGUUCAUUAUUCUCCUAAGUACCUUCAAUUUCCAAAUCAAAGCAAGCUGCUAAUAAAAUUCUAUCUAUCAUUGAGAGUAAGACUGCUGACGAAAGCUUAUAGGAACAAAAAUCAAAGAGCGAUCAACUAAAACAUAGAAUACUAAAGGGAGAAAUUGAAUUUAAAAAUGUGAGCUUUAAAUACCCAUCAAGAGAAAAAAUAGUUUUGAAUAGCUUUUCUUUGCAAAUACCUCUAGGACGUAAGGUAGCUCUAGUAGGGCAUUCAGGCUCUGGUAAAAGCACUAUUACCAGCCUUUUACUUAGGCUUUAUGAUUUUGAGCAAGGACAAAUUCUUAUUGAUGGUGUGAAUCUGAAAGAUUUUGAUGUUAAAUCAUUGAGAAAUUCAAUCGGCUAUGUAAUGCAAGAGCCAUUACUUUUCAAUAUGUCUAUCAAGGAAAACAUUAUCUAUGGAAAUGAUAAGGCAUCAGAUGAAAAAAUAAGAGAAGUUGCUGAGUUAGCUAAUGCUCUAGAAUUCAUUGAAAAUUUUGAAGACAGUAUAGAAGGAGAUCAUACUAAAUAUCCUUAAAAAAUUCAAAAGAUUAAAACUAUUCUCAACAGUUUGUAGCAAACUAAUUAAGACUGCAAAUAGAUUUUAGAGAAAAGAUCAAAUGAUAUAGAAAACCAAUUAGAGAGUAUCAUAAAAAGUUAAGAAGCCCUGGGAACAAAAGAAAUAAUACAAGAACUUCUUUGGAAUUCAGAACAAGAAAACAUUAAGGAGUAUCUUAGCAGUGAAAAGAACUUUAUUCAGUAUUAGGAAGUUAUGUUAAAAGCUUUUAAGACAUUCAAAAAGAUGUUUGAUCUCAGUACUGUAGUUGACUUUGUAAAUAGAGCAAAUUCUCAAGCUAAGUUUGAAGACUUUAUUGCAAAAAAUUAAGAAAGAAUAAGAAUUAGAAAUGAGGCAAUUCUAUCCUCUUUAGAUCAAUUAAUGUAAAAUGAUCACUUCAAAAUAAAUACAGAAAUGCUACUUAAGAGUGACAAACUUCAUCCAGGCUUUAAUAAGAUUUGUGGUUUAAAAGGAUCGAUGCUUUCAGGCGGCUAAAAGCAAAGAAUAGCUAUUGCUAGAGCAUUGAUUAAAGACCCAAAGAUUUUGAUACUAGAUGAAGCUACCUCUGCUCUUGAUGAAUAAUCAUAAGAAUUAGUUAACAAUGCUCUUGAAAAGGCUAUGGUCGGAAGAACAUCUAUAGUUAUCGCACAUAGAUUGAGCACAAUAAAAAACUGUGAUUGGAUUUGUGUUUUGCAUAAUGGUCAAGUAGUGGAAUAAGGAAUAUUCUAGAAGCUAUCAGAGGAUGAAAAGUCUUAUUUUUAUAAACUAAAAUCUGGCAUGGAGAUGUGA
Stylonychia lemnae is the source of this 4266-nucleotide messenger RNA. NCBI's taxonomy places the organism in Eukaryota, Ciliophora, Spirotrichea, Sporadotrichida, Oxytrichidae. The record is from the annotation of a GenBank genome assembly.